This is a messenger RNA of Hypomesus transpacificus, 3999 nucleotides long. It is a transcript of the gene kcnt2b, whose product is annotated as potassium channel subfamily T member 2. The transcript has 29 exons. Gene Ontology annotation, molecular function: intracellular sodium-activated potassium channel activity. Bases 236 to 3883 code for a protein of 1215 amino acids. The record is from RefSeq and is a predicted model, not a curated record. Gene Ontology annotation, biological process: potassium ion transport. Gene Ontology annotation, cellular component: membrane. Lineage: Eukaryota; Metazoa; Chordata; Actinopteri; Osmeriformes; Osmeridae.
AGUACCUACGCUUCACAGCAGAGCAUCUUCGACCUGUUGCUGUUGUAGAAAAGUAGCAGUGACAGCAACAAAACAACUUAAUUCGGAGUGCCAUGAUUUGUAUUUCGUAGACCAAAAUAAUUUUAUGUAACAAUAGAGUGGUUGGUUUGGAGAAUAUCCUUUAAUCGAGGCGUCUCCGUUUGCGUUUCUAAUUUUGAUACCUUUCGCUGGUGGGUUCGGGGCUGAAGCGUGGACAAUGGUUGAGCUCGAGAAGGAGGUACUCCCGCUGCCGCCACGGUACCGGUUCCGAGACCUGUUGCUCGGUGACUGGCAGGCAGACGACAGGGUGCAGGUCGAGUUCUAUGUGAACGAAAACACGUUCAAGGAGCGUCUCAAGCUGUUCUUCAUCAAAAACCAAAGAUCCAGUCUGAGGGUGCGCAUGUUCAACUUCUCUCUGAAAGUGCUGAGCUGUUGCCUGUACAUCGUCAGAGUCCUGCUGGACAACCCACAGGAGCAGAGACAAGACUGUAGCGAUUGUCCGAAGCAGAACGCGUCGAGCCGUCCCCGGAGUGAGUUUGACUGGACCCUUAUCAUCUGGGUGGAGAGGCCGCUGCCUCUCUGGGCUCUACAGGUGCUUGUGGCUUUCAUCAGUUUCUCUGAGACCAUGCUGCUGGUGUAUCUCAGCUACAAGGGCAACGUUUGGGAGCAAGUGUUGCGUGUUCCCUUCAUUCUGGAGAUGAUCAGCGCGGUUCCCUUCGUGAUCACUGUGAUUUUGCCCUCCGUUAGAAACCUCUUCAUCCCCGUGUUUCUAAACUGCUGGUUGGCCAAACACGCCUUGGAGAACAUGAUCAACGAUUUGCACCGGGCAAUUCAGCGGACCCACUCCGCCAUGUUUAACCAGGUCCUCAUUCUCAUCAGCACUCUGGUUUGCCUCAUGUUCACCUGCAUCUGUGGCAUCCAGCACCUGGAGCGCGCGGGGAACAACCUGACGCUGUUUGACUCUCUGUACUUCUGCGUGGUCACCUUCUCCACGGUGGGCUUCGGCGACGUCACCCCACAGAUCUGGCCCUCGCAGCUGCUGGUGGUCAUCAUGAUCUUCGUGGCCCUCAUCGUGCUUCCCAUCCAGUUUGAACAGCUGGCCUUCCUGUGGAUGGAGAGACAGAAGUCUGGAGGGAACUACAGCCGCUACCGGGCCCAGACGGAGAAGCACGUGGUGCUGUGCGUCAGCUGCCUGAAGAUCGACCUCCUCAUGGACUUCCUCAACGAGUUCUUCGCUCAUCCCAGGCUGCAGGACUACUAUGUGGUGAUCCUGUGCCCAGCUGAGAUGGAUGUCCAGGUGCGGAGGGUCCUGCAUGUCCCCCUGUGGGCCCAGAGGGUCAUCUACCUGCAGGGCUCCGCCCUCAAGGACCAGGACCUCAUGAGGGCCAAGAUGGACAACGCCGAGGCAUGCUUUAUCCUCAGUAACCGCUUCGAGGUGGACCGCUUUGCUGCUGACCACCAGACCAUUCUGAGAGCCUGGGCGGUGAAGGACUUUGCCCCAAACUGCCCCUUAUACGUCCAGAUCCUCAAGCCUGAGAACAAGUUCCACGUCAAGUUCGCAGAUCAUGUGGUGUGUGAAGAGGAGUUCAAGUACGCCAUGCUGGCCCUGAACUGUGUGUGUCCCGCCACCUCUACCCUGAUCACCCUCUUGAUCCACUCCUCCAGAGGACAGGAGGGCGGAGCCUGCUCAGCCGACCAGUGGCAGCGCACGUACCGCCGCUGCUCGGCCAAUGAGGUGCAUCACAUCCGCCUGGAGGAGAGCAAAUUUUUCGGAGAGUACCAGGGGAAGAGUUUCACGUUUGCCUCCUUUCAUGCGCAUAAGAAAUACGGCGUGUGUCUGAUCGGCGUGCGCAGGCUCGACACCACCAACAUCCUUCUCAACCCCGGCCCCUGUCACAUCAUGGGGGGUUCCGACACCUGCUUCUACAUCAACAUUUCCAAGGAGGAGAACUCUGCCUUCGUCAGAGGCCAGAGGGAGCCCUCCAGGGGGGGGCCAGGGGGCAGCAGCAGGGGCGGCGUCCCCCAGACCAUCUACCAUGGCCUCACUCGUCUGCCCGUCCACAGCAUCAUCGCUAGCAUGGGAACGGUGGCCAUAGAUCUGCAGGACUCCAGUGACAGUAGCCCUGAGGGUCAGGGUCCAGGUGGCAUGGGCCUGGGCAGUGGGGGAGGGGGCCGGAGUGGCUCCAGGACGGAGGCAGGGGGUGCCAACACCCUGGCCCUCCCAGCGAUGGCAGACUCUGCGGAGGAGAGGCGCCACAGCAUCGACCCCGUCCUGGAGCUGGUGGACGGGGUCAACGCGGCCACCUUCGACCUCCUGGGGGACCAGUCGGAGGACGAGGGGGGGGAGGAGGAGAAGGAGGAGAGCGACGGAGACGAGAGGUCCAACUGGUGGGGAGGACACUGCGAGUGGGUGAAGGGGUACCCGCUGAACUCUCCCUACAUUGGCAGCUCCCCUGCGCUCUGCCACCUCCUGCAGGAGAAGAUGCCCUUCUGCUGCCUGCGGAUGGACAAGGCCUGCCACCACAUCCCGUUUGAGGACGCCCGUUCCUACGGCUUUAAGAACAAGCUCAUCAUCGUGUCGGCCGAGAGUGCGGGGAACGGCCUGUACAACUUCAUAGUCCCACUGAGGGCCUACUACAGACCCAGGAAGGAACUCAACCCCAUAGUGCUGCUGCUGGAAAGCAUACCAGAAGCUGACUUCCUGGAGGCCAUCUGCUGGUUCCCCAUGGUGUUCUACACGGUGGGAUCCAUCGACAAUCUGGACAGUUUGCUGCGGUGCGGCGUGACGUUUGCCGACACCAUGGUGGUGGUGGAUAAGGAGAGCUCCAUGAUCGCUGAGGAGGACUACAUGGCUGACGCCAAGACCAUCGUCAACGUCCAGACUCUCUUCAGACUGUUCCCAGCCCUCAGCAUCAUCACCGAGCUCACCCACCCUGCCAACAUGCGCUUCAUGCAGUUCAAGGUCAAAGACCACUACUCCCUGGCUCUCUCCAAGCUGGAGAAGAAGGAAAGAGAGAAAGGCUCCAAUCUGGUCUUCAUGUUCCGUCUGCCCUUCGCUGCAGGGAAGGUGUUCAGCGUCAGUAUGUUGGAUACCCUGCUCUAUCAGUCCUUUGUGAAGGACUACAUGAUCUCCAUCACCAGACUGUUACUAGGACUGGACUCCAUGCCUGGCUCCGGCUUCCUGUGUGCUAUGAAAAUCACAGAGGAAGACCUGUGGAUACGCUCCUACGGCAGACUCUACCAGAAGCUGUGCUCCUCCAACGGCGACAUUCCCAUCGGCAUCUAUCGCACCGAGGCCCACAAGCUUCCUGUCUCUGAGUCCCAGGUGUCCAUUACCGUGGAAGACUACGAGGACACGCGGGAACCCAGAGAGCCCUUGCUCUCCAGGACGGGGCCCCAUCGCAACUCCACCUCCUCCGAGCCCCCCUCCUCGUCCCACUCCUCGGACCACCCCCUGCUCAGGAGGAAGAGCAUGCAGUGGGCUCGCAGGCUGAGCAGGAAGGGGGGCCGUGGGCCCGGCGGCUCCAAGGGGGGCACCGGCAGCGCGGCGGAGCGGAUCAGCCAGCAGAGGCUCACCCUGUUCAGACGCUCGGAGAGACAGGAGCUGAACGCCCUGGUCCGCACGCGCAUGAAACACCUGGGCCUCUCGCCUUCCGGCUUCAAUGGGAUGUCGGACCAGGGCAACAGGUUAUCCUACAUUCUCAUCAACCCUUCCCCUGACACCAGGCUGGAGCUGCACGACGUCGUAUACCUGAUCAGGCCCGACCCCCUGUCUUUGGUGCCCAGCCAGGGGAGCAGCCGGAAGGCCAACGCAGGGAGAUCGGAGGGUCACAGGUUUGACACCCAGGACAGCACCCAUCUGUAAAGGGGAGGAGACGAUCGCAUGAGCCCUGCCAGAGGAGGACAUGAACAAUGAAGCACAUCACAGACAGGAAGAGACAAGAGAGGGAGAGAGAGGGAACGGGCGCCUACGACGAGAGA